Carassius auratus (goldfish) is the source of this 353-nucleotide messenger RNA. Its product is annotated as transient receptor potential cation channel subfamily M member 3-like. The transcript is spliced from 3 exons. Gene Ontology annotation, biological process: metal ion transport; monoatomic cation transmembrane transport. Gene Ontology annotation, cellular component: plasma membrane. Gene Ontology annotation, molecular function: monoatomic cation channel activity. The record is from RefSeq and is a predicted model, not a curated record. NCBI's taxonomy places the organism in Eukaryota, Metazoa, Chordata, Actinopteri, Cypriniformes, Cyprinidae. Bases 3 to 353 code for a protein of 116 amino acids.
AGAUGAGAGAGAUCCUCAUGUCAGAGCCAGGGAAGCUCCUGCAGAAGGUGAAAGUGUGGUUACAGGAGUACUGGAACAUCACUGACCUCAUGGCUAUCCUCAUCUUCUCCAUUGGGAUGGUGCUUCGCCUGCAAGACCCGCCCCUGAUGAGCUACGGGAGGGUCAUUUACUGUGUCAAUAUCAUCUAUUGGUACAUACGACUGCUUGACAUCUUUGGAGUGAACAAAUACCUGGGUCCAUAUGUCAUGAUGAUCGGCAAGAUGAUGAUUGACAUGAAUGUAUUUUGUGAUCAUCAUGUUGGUGGUUCUGAUGAGUUUCGGAGUGGCGCGGCAGGCUAUCCUCAAUCCCAAUGA